AUGGAGCCGUCUGACGCCGGGGACCCCUACAGCCGGCCGGCCCGCCGGACUCAGUGGCUGGUCAGCGCCCUGGCUUACCACUAUGGGCUAGACCGCGGCGUGGAGAACGAGAUCGUCGUGCUGGCCACGGGCUUGGACCAGUACCUGCAGGAGAUCUUCCACCACCUGGACUGGGAGGGAGAGGGCAGGAUCCCCGGCGAGGACUUCCAGACCCUCUGCCAGGUACUGGGGCUACUGGGAGCGGAGGAAGAGGCGGCCGCCGACCCAGAGGAGUGCGGCGGCCUGUGCGAGGACCUCUCGGCCGACCUGACCUUCCGCCAGUUCCAUGCCAAGCUGUGCGGCUACUUCAGCACCAAGGCCGGCUGCCGGGCGCAGGGUCAGGGCGCGGGGGUGGCCCGGCUGCCGGUGGGCAAGGAGAGCGAGCACAUCGAGACCCAGAUCCGCCUCCGCAGCCCGCUCCGCCGCCGCAGGGAGAAGGCGGCGGCGGGACGCUGCCUGGGCGGCCGGAGCGGCGGCGGCAGGGCGCGGGGGGCUGCCUCUGCGCCGCCUUCCCCGCCGCCGCCAGGCGCGUGCUCCAGGGAGUGCUAUGAGGAGAUCGUGGCGCUGGAGCAGGCCGAGGACCGCAUCGCCAAGCUCGAGGAGGAGAACGCCAGCCUGCGCGAACUGGUGGAGGACAUGCGGGCGGCUCUGCAAAGCAGCGACGCCCGGUGCUUGGCGCUGCAGGUAGGAUUGUGGAAAAGCCAUGCUAACCAUAAGAAAAAUGGGACCUGCUUUAUACGUAACCGAAGGUUAUUAACACAGAGACAGUCCCAGACUUCCAAGUGCCUUCAAAGUGUUCUAAAGGAAGUUGAACUAAUCCGGAGUUCUAGGGAUGGACAAAUUGAAGAAGCGAUUAGGUUUAGUCAAGAACUGGAAAAAGAGCUGAGGGAUUCUCAGGAAGCUGUGGUCUCCCUGGAGGACAGUAAUCGCAGCCUAAAGAGGGAGCAAGCUGAAAUGAGAAAGAAGGUUGAAGAAGCAAGGCAGGCAGUCCUCAACAGCCUUGGAAAAGUAAAACAGCUUGAAACUAAAGCCAGUGAAGUGCCACAAUUACAAAUAUAUAUCAAGCAACUGGAAUCAGAACUGCAAUACUACAGGUCCGAGGUCUUGAAGGUCCAGCUUCUGAUAUCAGACAGCCUAGAACAGAAGAUCAACCCAGCAGUGAAUGGGCGAUACUCCCUGUCAGUUGUUCAGCAAGACAGAAGUUCACCCACUGGUGGAGCAGGAAUAUCAGAGAAUGUGGAAGAUCAGAUGUUUCGUUCAGUGGAAGGUCAGGCAGCAUCUGAUGAGGAGGAAGAGAAGGGGACUGGGGACCAGCCAUCCCAGGUGGCUGAAGUGAAGAAACUCCUAGCCAGACUUUCCUGCUGUAGUAGUGGAUGUGAUGACCCCAUAGUGAAGAGGCUGAUGUCCUGUUUUGGAAACAUUAGCAGGGAUGACCAUGAGAACUCCAUUGUGGAACUGGUCAAGAGUCUCUCAAAGUUAAUGGAACAGCUAGAAACAAAAGGGCAAGACGUGAAAAAACUGGAAAUAAAUACAGAAGAGAUGAAGGGCCCACAGCUAGGGGAGCUGCAGCAGAAGAUGGAGGAGACUGAAUUGCUGAAGAUGGAGUUGCAGAUGUUGGAAACAGAGAGAGUAAGGCUAUCAUUGGUGGAAGAAAAACUCUUGGAUGUACUGCAGCUUCUUCAGCAACUCCGGGAUCUGAACAUAUCUAAGCGAGCCCUGGGGAAAAUCUUGCUCAGCACUUUGGAAUCCUGCUGUGACCCACAACAUGGAAAACCACAUAUUUCUGAAGUCUUAGAUACCCUCUACCAUGAACUGACUGCCUGCGAACUCAUUCAUAGCAAGUCUCUUGAAACAACUCCGGGUCACCAAUCCUUGGCUAACCCACUGGUUAUCUCCUGUUGAUCAAGUGUCUAUUUUCACACAGAGGACUUCUAAGUGACAAUGUAAAGCACAAGGUGGCAACUAGAGAUGAUUUCAAAUUUUUCAUCCCUGCUGUUUCAAACCCAGAUAUCUGUUUUUGUUUCAUUUCUGUCCUGUGUGAAUCACAUCCAUCUUUGGGUUAGAUCCAUUGGAGUGUUUCCACAGAUGGAAGGAUUUGUACUCAUUGAGCACAACUGCUGUGCCUCCCCCUCCUGCUGCAGGCCCAAAUGUCCCCCAAUGCCGACGCCCAGGAGCAACUUCGGGCUGCAGUAGGAGGAGGCAUGCAAGAAAGUCACACUUCAAAGGCAGACAUGCUUCCAUCCAUGGAAACACUCUAUUGGAUUCAAGUUUUCCUUUUCAUGCCACUCUCUGUUUACCUGCACUAAAUUUCCCCCCAUAAAAUGUAUGCAUUUUUUAGCAUUAUUUAUACAUCAGUGUAAUAAAUUAUAUGUAUAAACUGCAUAUAAAAAUUAUACCGAGUUAGUACACAUUCCAAUCAAACAAACCAAAUAUGAAACAAACAGCAAAAAGUAGAGAACUGAAAGCACUGGAAAAAACAUAAAAGCGUAAAAAGCCGUGAGAGAGGGAUCCUUAGCAUUUCCUUAGUGGCUUCCACCCAUGACAGCUCUCAAAUUCCAAAGUUGGAAUUGUAAAAUGCUAUAGUAGAAGAACAAAUAGUAAUUUCAUGUGGAUUCAUCAUGCCUAAUGUUACCAAAUCCGACAGUCCCCAGAUCUCAAGCACAGUUCGGUCUUUCUCAGCUGAACUGCAUAAAAUAUCUUAACUGGAAAUGCCUAGAAUUCACACUUGACACCCUUGUGUAUGCUUGUGCACGGACAACUGAAGAUCUGCUCUCUAAUACUGAAUUGUUAAAUUACAUGUGAUACUUCUCAGAAGUUGUAUAGUUUCUCAUCUAAUUUCCAAGCAAGCCCCAUCUUGCCAUUGCUCUGGAGGAUUAUAAUGAAUGGAACCGACUGCAUCCAUUUAUUUGGAACAAAAGAUUGUACCAUUGUACCAUUGUACAAAAGAUUUUCUACGACUAGCCCGGUAGAGUUCUAAGUUCCUGAUUAUAGCAAGAUAUAUUAAUUUAACUUUUCUUAUUAUCAGUUUCAGUACAGUAGUUUGUCCUCCCUUGAGCAUCAAUUGUUGGGCAAAAUUCAUGCUCUUUUCUUCAUGUAUCAAGGGAAAAUACAAGUUUAUUUUACAAAUAUACCAAGUAAUAUAAAGUUGCUUUUACCUUAUAGGUUGCUAUAUGGUAGCUAUAGGCUGUUAUAACUACCUGUAGUAGUAUGAGGCUAUGUACUACCUAGUACGUUUGUGAAUGUGUCUGUAUGUGUGCUUGUAAAUGCACAUUUUAUUUAACUCUAGAGUUAUAUUUACAUUUUUGUCCAAUUAGAUGUUUUAUUUGAAAUAAUAGUC
Molecule: messenger RNA, 3376 nt
Organism: Eublepharis macularius
Lineage: Eukaryota; Metazoa; Chordata; Lepidosauria; Squamata; Eublepharidae
Gene: EFCC1
Product: EF-hand and coiled-coil domain containing 1
Exons: 8
Coding region: 1-1941 (646 amino acids)
Molecular function (GO): calcium ion binding
Source: RefSeq, a predicted model, not a curated record